Rhopalosiphum maidis (corn leaf aphid) is the source of this 498-nucleotide messenger RNA. Its product is annotated as protein grindelwald-like. The coding region runs from base 1 to 450 and encodes 149 amino acids. The transcript is spliced from 4 exons. Lineage: Eukaryota; Metazoa; Arthropoda; Insecta; Hemiptera; Aphididae. The record is from RefSeq and is a predicted model, not a curated record.
AUGCAUCAGUCUGGGGGAUUGACGAUUACGAAGCUGUGCGGCGAACUUGAAUGUCCCAAAUACCAUUUGUGCCAGGUUCACGAUCUACAAUGCUACCCAUGUCCAUCGUAUUGCAAUAAGACAUCGCAUAAUUUCGACGUUAAUAUAUGCGAACGACAGUGCCAAGAUUACAUUCAUGAUUUUAUUCAGCAUUAUGUGAGAGCUGACGAAAUCCAAGAUUCACUUCAAGAAUUGGAGUUCUUGAAAUUUUGGAUGCUGUGUUUAACAAUAUUGACGGUCAUUGCAUUAAUCUCAAUGUUUUUCGCUUCCAUGUUUUUAUGGACCCGCAAGAGGAAAACAUUAAACAUUGAGAACGGGCGCAAAGAAACGCGAUUGAAAAAUAAUAUGUUUUCUGUAAAGUUCAAAGACAACGCAGUCAGUAUACUCAGCGAGACAAUUGACAACCAAUAGACUGGGAAAACGAUGAUAUCAGCGCGAACAACGAUGAGCUCGUCAUUC